Molecule: messenger RNA, 6488 nt
Organism: Priapulus caudatus
Lineage: Eukaryota; Metazoa; Priapulida; Priapulimorpha; Priapulimorphida; Priapulidae
Exons: 17
Coding region: 73-4968 (1631 amino acids)
Cellular component (GO): extracellular region
Molecular function (GO): chitin binding
Source: RefSeq, a predicted model, not a curated record
UCAACCGUACUCGGGAAGAGUAGGACGACGAUUUCGCACAGGCAGUACGUCGCCGGUUCUGAUAGCGCUCUGAUGACCUCGCACAUGGCUUCAUGUGGGAAGAUGACGAUGCUCGCGCUGGCGUGCGUCAUCGUCACCGUCGCCGGCAUCACCGCCAAUGCAGAUGACCAGUUCAUCACGACACAGUGCAAGAUGAACGUUCCACUUCACUACAAGUUUGAGAACACGUACACGACGUUCGGAAACACCGAUAAUUCCCUGGUGUUAGAGGCGGACGUCUACGUAGAAUGCCUCGGGGAUUCCACUCGGCAGUUGUCAGGAAUGCCGCCAAACGAGACGCUAACUGCGCAUUGGAUCAGCAUUGAAAAUGUUGCUGUGAGGCAGCAAAAGAAUAGGGAUUCGUUGCGGGUUGGCAAGGACCACGAGUUCUCGACUCCUUUCACGAUGCUACAGCGACCUAACGGUGCAAUAGCGGCCCUCAUCCACCAACGCAACGCAAGUAGUGGCACCACCCGAAACCUGAAGAGAAACGUCGCCUAUGCAUUACAGACAAAUCUGGACAAGAACAGACAGCAGGUGAUAGCUCUUGACAACGCAGGAGUUUACACCAAGCGUUACAGCCACGAGACACUGCGCGACGGAUCGCAGAAGGUGAUGUCCACGUUUGGGCCCGGCGAUGUCGUUCAGGUGUUUGGAGGCGCUAAUCCCGUCAACUACGCCCAGUUCAGUGGCAGCACAGAGAACGUGUUUCGUGAUGGAGUGCUCACUUCCGCCUCUGGCUAUUUGAAAAUGCAAUUCUCUGGAGAAAAUGGACAUGCCGAUGACAUAAUGAGGAACAUGGUGGUGACUAGUGAAUAUUCGCUGUCACUGCAGCAGAGCAGGCGCAAGAGAUACGCAGAGAUGAUUCCAUCGCUUUCAGACAUUCCGUACGACGGCAUGAUCGAAACGCCUGAAGGCUCACCAUUAGAAUAUUUUUCUGGCUAUGAAGAUGUAUCAUUCAGCUACAUGCUGUCCAGCGAAGAUAUAAAUGACCGACUGCGUGACCAUUUCACCGAGGAAGGGUCGGGUGAUGCAUUGCGGGAGCUAGAGAAAAAAUUGUAUCUGGCACCUUCUCAUGAGAGAGCUAGCAUGAGUAAAGAGGUAGCCGCCUAUAUGGAAACGGUGAGCGAUGCGACAUGCAAAAACAAGUGGAGCGAAUGCCUUGAUGCUCUUAGAUUGCUCGUUAUCGACGGCGGUCGUCCAAGUGAAAUCGAGCUGAUUCGCAGGCUAGAUUCGGACAUUGGCUUCAACGAUGAAGAACUACGGUCACUCAUAAAUCUAAUUGCCAAGAUACCGAGCCCAAGUGAUUCACUGGUCCAGGAAAUAACCGAGAGACUAGAAUCGGAACCGUCCUCCUCUCUUCUAGCACAUCUGACGCUGACGCUGGGUGCUGUCGCGGGAAGCCCGUCGAUUAGCGAAGAACAAACGAGUGCAGUCGAACAAGUUCUUCUUCGUCGCCUUCAUGACAUUGAACCGAUAUGUAGCGAUCAUGCACGUGGUCUGGACAUCAUCCACGCGAUCGGCAAUCUUGGAAAGCCAGCCUCCCUGCAUAGAUUACAGGAUGUGUUUCAGAAAUGCGAAGCAGGGAACCCAGUGAGGUUUGCAAUAAUAUAUGCAAUGAGAAAGCAAUUGUGCAGCACAGAGUCCCAGGAAAUCUUUCGGAGACUGUUUGAAAAUGCCAACUGCGAGGAGAUGGCGGCAGUGAUGACGAUGCUGACGGAUGACACGACUAACGGCUGUUCCGCUCGUGACUCUACCUCCAUUGAUACUCUACUGAAAGAGAAACAAACUUAUUCUCCCAUGUAUACAUGCAUACAAGAGCAGAUCUUUGUAUAUUUUUCACGGCAGGGUAAUCGCGGUAUCAAUCCAUCCGCAUCGGUUCAGUAUGCCGACAACAGUAACGGAAGCACUUUCGAGACAGGAAACGAAAGAGUAAAGCGCUAUGCAUCUACGGACUCUGCGCCAGUGUUUGAUUCUACUUGCUCCAACUGGGGUGGUCAACCAUUCAGUGGCCUGUGCUUCCCAGACCAGCAGUUCUCCUACGACAUCAACACUUACAAGAAGCGUCGCCAUUGUUCUGCUGUUGCGACGGCUGGAAUCCCCAACGCUAGAUACAAUGUUCUCUCGAAUAUGUUUGCCGGCAAACAGACGUCAUCUAACAACGUAAAAAUGCUCAAUAAGAUGACAGUGACCGCAAACGUCAUGGGCAGUCCCAUCUACAUUGGUUCUAUCCUCGCUUACCGACUGACGCAGAAGAAUGACGCAAAAACAGUCAACCAAACUAGAGUCUACAUGGAAACACAGGGAAAUAUUGGACUCAUUAACGACCACACGGACUCUUGUGCCAACCGAACAAAGCCCUACGAGAGUCGAUUUGGUUUCGUAGUUUCACCGAUGUGGCUAUUUCAAAUGAACAACAUGCGAUUGCGGUAUCAUACGAUCGUGACAGUCAACUUCACAUGUGAUGUGUCGUGUACUGCUCAAGAUAGUGAUAUACAGCUUACACUUCGACCACAGGCGAAUAUUGCAACAGUGUCAUGCCUUCAAACCAAUAUGCUCGAUUUAUCAGAGGCAACAUUGAACGUAAACGGAACGUUUAACUAUUGGACCAGCAGCACGAUGGACACAAAACCUUGUCUGGCGGCCAGGUAUGGUUAUGAGCCCAUGAGCGUGAGCACCGAUGCCUGGAGUCGAAUGCGAAAGUCGCCAAUAGUGGGACCCGUCAUAUGGGGCGAGAAAAGGUCUAUUACUGAACCGACAAAUUUAUGGGCGACUAAAGAACUGCCUGGGGCGGAGUUUGCGCCUCCUUCGUGUGCGGCUACAGAAAACCAACCCAGUGCACCUAGUAGAAGACAGCAAGAAGAGGAAUCAAGGGUGGCGCAGCAUGCUCAAGACGUUUCAGUCCAAUCUCUACCGUCGAUUCGUAAAGAUUUAGUUGAACACCACACAGAGGAGGAACCAUCACGAUCAGUGGGCACAUCAAGCCCUUUUUUGUUAAGCCGGGGUCAACGAAUCAAUGUAGACACAAGCUCGAUUAGCACUGCGUUACCGACUAAGGAGCAUAAACCAACUUACGCUCAACCUGUCGACAUAGCAGUUUCAUUUCAGAAUACAAAUACUCAACGUCAACAAGAAACAAUCGUAAGGACUGGGCAUAAGGAGUCCCCGAAUACUGAAUCGCAGCUUACGCCGCGACAGCUACCUUACCCUACUGGUAUCGACAAUAGAAAUGCGAAGACUGUUUCACAACAAGCAAACCAAGGUGUAAGGAGCUCGACAACAUCAGCGAAGCAACCAAGACGAAAUAACAGACAGCCACGCCCAACAUAUCCAGAUGAACCAACUCAAACAACUGAUUCACAACAAACAAGACAAAAUCAACAAAGAGUAAAUAACAGACAACCACGCCCAACCUAUCCAGAUGAGCCAACUCAAACAACUGAUUCACAACAAACAAGACCAAAUCAACAAAGACGAAAUAACGGACAGCCACGCCCAACAUAUCCAGAUGAGCCAACUCAAACAACUGAUUCACAACAAACAAGACCAAAUCAACGACGAAAUAACGGACAGCCUCGCCCAACAUAUCCAGAUGAGCCAACUCAAAGAACUGAUUCACAACAAACAAGACCAAAUCAACAACGACGAAAUAACGGACAGCCUCGCCCAACAUAUCCAGAUGAGCCCACUCAAAGAACUGAUUCACAACAAACAAGACCAAAUCAACAAAGACGAAAUAACGGACAGCCACGCCCAACAUAUCCAGAUGAGCCAACUCAAAGAACUGAUUCACAACAAACAAGACCAAAUCAACAAAGAGUAAAUAACACACAGCCACGCCCAACAUAUCCAGAUGAGCCCACUCAAAGAACUGAUUCACAACAGACAAGACCAAAUCAACAAAGACGAAAUAACGCACAGCCACGCCCAACACAUCCAGAUGAGCCAACUCAAAGAACUGAUUCCCAACAAACAAGACAAAAUCAACAAAGACGAAAUAACGGACAGCCACGCCCAACAUAUCCAGAUGAGCCAACUCAAAGAACUGAUUCACAACAAACAAGACCAAAUCAACAAAGAGUAAAUAACACACAGCCACGCCCAACAUAUCCAGAUGAGCCCACUCAAAGAACUGAUUCACAACAGACAAGACCAAAUCAACAAAGACGAAAUAACACACAGCCACGCCCAACAUAUCCAGAUGAGCCAACUCAAAGAACUGAUUCACAACAAACAAGACCAAAUCAACAAAGACGAAAUGACACACAGCCACGCCCAACAUAUCCAGAUGAGCCAACUCAAAGAACUGAUUCACAACAAACAAGACCAAAUCAACAAAGACGAAAUGACAGACUACCACGUCCUACAUAUCCUGCUCAACAACAACAAGGUAGUGAUUCACAGCCAACAGCAUACAAUCAACCAAGAAGGUCAAAUGGCCAGCCAGUGGUAAAGACCACAAGGCCUGCAGAUGAAAGAGUGAGCUCGCGAUAUCAACCAAGUAACCAAGACAACCAAAAUAAUAGACCGCACCAGCCAUCGUUAGCCAGGCAACUGACCCCCGAACCCAACACCCAGACAAACCCGAGUCAAUUACCACAGCAAUCUAAUAGACAGACGAUUCCAACAUCUGUUAGACAUAUCACACAACCAGAUAUGAUAAACGCAGUCAAAAUUAGGCAAGCUGGUGCAGGAGACACUCAGAACAUUGGUCAACAACCAUAUGCUGGGGGUUAUCAGAAGUUAUCUCUAGUGCCCGGAGCAUGUCAAGACUUGCCGGAUGGACUAUAUCCCAGUGACGGAGACUGCAGAAUAUUUUACCAGUGCUAUGAAGGAAGGAUAUUUCUCCUGCAUUGUGUCUCUGGUCUAGCGUACAAUCCUGUAGUACAUGGGUGUGAUUAUCAGAGAAUGUCAUGGGAUGUGAUCUAGGUAUCUCUGACACAGCAUUAAGGGCAUACGGAGGGCAAUUUGUUUUCCCAAACUACUUAAAUUUCACGUGUUCUUUUAAAGAACCUGGUUGGUAUAGGCAUUUAGAAGACUGUAGGUAUUUUUACCAGUGCUCGUCAAUAGGAACUGUAUCCGUACAUUAUUGUGACAAUGGUCUUGUUUUUGACAAGGAACACAUUGUUUGCGAUUAUCCACAGAAUGUUAAGGAAUGUCUCGGCUUUGGGUCUGAAGAGGUAGCAAUCACUGACACGACAUUUCUGCAACGGAACCCCUGAUGGUUUGUACAGUGAUGAAACGGAUUGUAGCCUAUUUUAUCAAUGCGCAGACGGUCAGACACACGCACGUAGGUGUGUGAAUGGCUUGGUAUUCAGUGAAACGACGCAGCUGUGUGAAUAUAAGUCUUAGUACCGAGAAUGCUUUUCUGGUCUGAACAUUCUUCCGUAGGAAAACAACGUUAGUUGCACAGGUGUGAAAAUGGCCAUUUACCCCAAUCCUGACAGGUGCACCAGCUUCGUUCAAUGUGCUGAUGACGUUGCCUAUGUUCAGGAGUGUGGCCUUCAGCAAGCAUACAAUGAAGAGUUACAAGCCUGUGACUAUAUUUACAACGUUUCCAGCUGCUUCCAAAAUGAUGGACGAUCCAACCCAUCUCAGCCAAUCGUAAAUACAUUGUACAAACCUCCAGCAGAUGAUCAAAUAAGAAGGGAACCACAAUCUUCCAUCUCUGACUAUCAACGCCGAUCAUCGUCAAACAGCAACGUGCAGGCGAAAAUAAAUACUAACAGAGACAACAAAGACCAAUCUCCUAUGCAGAUCGUGCAGAAAACACCAGAGAGACAGACACGGACACACCCGAGGUCUUCAGUGACAUCAGCGCAAAGCUCAAUCACGUUGCUGGAACCAAGAAAAGAUAUUGAUGCUCAGCCGAGUAGCUCCUCUUCUUUACCGACACAGAGCAAUUCACAGACUUCGUCCUCGUUUCAACGUAGAGUCCUCGGCGUCUUUGGUCAUGACCCAAACUGUAAUUGCUGAGAGGAACGCCGUGCGUACCUAGUGCAACAAAAAUAUAUCUCGGUGGGAGUCAUACUGCAUAUAUAUACACUUAACUAAUUACUUUUUAUAGUAUUAUAGCCUUGUUCUUGCGAAUAUUAAUCCAAUAUAGACAUGAUAGACACAUAUUAGUCGUUAGAUCAAUCAAAUUUACGAUAGUGUCGUGUUUGGCAUCUGGGGUCAUAAUUCCUUAGGAUAUUAUAAGAAUGAUAAGCAUCUUUUAGUGCGAUCAAACACAUCGAAUGUUGACGUUAUCCAUGAUAUUCCGAGUUCGAGUCACAUCGACUGAUGCGCUUUGAUUGUUACAGCUUGAUUUAGUUUUUUGUACAAGAUUUGAGAUUGUUAUAAUGAUAUUUCUUCGAGUAUAGAUAGCGCGAGAUUAAUGUAGUGGAAUCAAAAACCGUUUGCCGUAUAGAAUACUAAGAUAUGGAAAUAUAUAGUAUAGCAAAAUGCAA